Messenger RNA from Ipomoea nil (Japanese morning glory), 2265 nucleotides. RefSeq lists its product as uncharacterized. The transcript has a single exon. The record is from RefSeq and is a predicted model, not a curated record. Gene Ontology annotation, molecular function: nucleic acid binding; RNA-DNA hybrid ribonuclease activity. The coding region runs from base 1 to 2265 and encodes 754 amino acids. NCBI's taxonomy places the organism in Eukaryota, Viridiplantae, Streptophyta, Magnoliopsida, Solanales, Convolvulaceae.
AUGUUGAGGAGGUUGGGGUUUGGUGAUAGGUGGGUGCAGCUUGUUAUGUUGUGUGUCCGUUCUGUGCGGUAUAAGGUUCUGAUCAAUGGUAGGCCCUCUGAGGAGAUUGUCCCCACGAGGGGUCUUAGGCAAGGUGAUCUCUUGUCUCCUUACCUUUUUAUUAUCUGCGCAGAAGGGUUAUCUUUAUUGCUGCAAGAUUCUCAGGCCAAGGGGUUAAUUCACGGUUGUAGGGUGGCCAGGGGGGCUCCGGCUAUCUCACAUUUGUUUUUUGCAGAUGAUAGUCUUCUCUUCUUUAAGGCAAAUCUGCAGGAAGCAAUGGAGGUAAAGAGGUGCCUUGGAGUAUAUGAGGCCUAUUCUGGACAGGCGGUCAAUUUUAAUAAGUCGAGUAUUUCUUUCAACCGCAAUACUUUGGAUGAAUUGAAGGAUCUCGUAGCUGGGGCCUUGGGGGUUUCUCAGGCUGAUGAUUUUGGUAAGUAUCUGGGACUCCCUUCUGUGGUUGGCAGAAAUAAGAAGUUGGUUUUUGCUUAUAUUGAGCAAAAGUUGAAACAGAGGUUUGGGACGUGGAACAAGCGGCUCCUGUCCAGAGCUGGUAAGGAGGUUCUUCUAAAGAGUGUGGCGCAGGCUAUGCCUACUUACACUAUGAGCAUCUUUUUAAUCCCCAUAACGUUGUGUGCUUCUCUUGAGAGAUUAAUGAACAUAUACUGGUGGGGGCGGAGUGAUAGGGAGGAUAGCAUUCAUUGGUUAGCUUGGGACAGAAUGUGUACGCCUAAGAAGUUUGGUGGUCUGGGCUUUAAAUGGUUGCAUGAGUUCAACUUGGCGUUACUUGCCAAGCAGGGUUGGCGCCUCCUCACGAAUCCUAAUACGCUUAUGGCUCGUGUUUUAAAAGCAAGGUACUAUCCUACUUCUACCUUUUAUGAUGCAGCAAUAGGGGGAAAUCCGAGUUAUGUUUGGAGAAGUAUAAUGGCAAGUCAGGGACUUGUUAAAUCGGGGUGCAGACGGAGGAUUGGCAAUGGGCGGACUACUCAGGUUUGGGCACACCCGUGGUUGUCGGAUUCUCACGAUCCUUAUGUGUCUACUGCGCAACCGGCUACCAAUCAGGGUUUGAUUGUUGCUGAUUUGGUGGAUGAUACAACGGGCGCAUGGAAUAAUAACUUGAUCCAGCAGAUUUUUAAUGCACGGGAUGCCGCCUUGAUUAACAAAUUGCCUUUGAAUGGCAUGUAUGACGACCUGUGGUACUGGGAAGGGGAUAUUACGGGGAAUUAUUCGGUAAAAAGUGGCUAUAGACGGCUAGGGGAUGCUUUUGCACCUAGUUCGCCGGUUUGGAGUAGUAUAUGGAGAUUGAAAAUCCCACCUAAGUGGAAGAAUUUUAUGUGGAGAGCUUUUUCUAACAUUUUACCAACUCUUGAUAAUUUGAUUAAAAAGAGGGUGGAUCUAGUUAAUGUAUGCCCGGCUUGUGGUUUAGUAGAGGAAAAUGUCAUGCAUGUUCUUUGUUCAUGUUCAUAUGCCUCUCUUGUUUGGAAUUGUUCCCAGUUGCCAAUACCCCAGUUUAAUGGUAACAAUUUUCUGUUUUGGGCAGAGUUGUGGUUGGGUGGAGCAUCGGCGCUGGAUUGUGAUGAUAAAGGGAGGAUUUGUGGCUUGUUGCAUGGUAUUUGGUCAGCCAGGAAUUCGGCUGUAUGGAAUGGAUUACUGCCAACCCCUGCGGUUUUGUGUUGCCGGCUCACUUCUAGCUGGGCAGCAUGGAAGGCUUAUGGUGCCGGUCCAAGGGACUCUCAGGUGCAGCGCCUUUCUGUGUUGCAUGCAAAUCAAAGGCAGCAUGGUUUGGCUUGCUUUGUGGAUGCGGCUUUUCAUAAUAAUCAGCAGCAUGCCACUUACGGCUUUAUGGUGUUGGAGGAGGAUGGGAGUUACGUAGCAGCGGCGAAUGGUCCUAUGGUAUGCCCGUAUGAUCCCCUAAUGGCAGAGGCGAUGGCGGUGACUGAGGCACUUUCUUGGCUUAAGAAUAACGGUUACACGGCAGUCAGGCUAUUCACGGAUAACGCGGUUCUGGUUUCAAGCCUUAGUAAUGCACGUUCUUUUCGUUCUUAUUUUGGUUUUAUUUUAGACUCAUGUAUUCGUUUAAUUUCUUCUAUGCCUGGUACUGUAGUUUCGUAUGUUAGAAGAGAUGCUAAUAAAGCGGCUCAUAUGUUAGCUAAGCAUGAAAAUGCGCCUGCUGUUAGUUCUGUAUGGAGGGGUGGUCCUCCGUCUUUUUUUGGAGCCGAUUUUGGCUAA